This is a messenger RNA of Rubroshorea leprosula, 804 nucleotides long. NCBI's taxonomy places the organism in Eukaryota, Viridiplantae, Streptophyta, Magnoliopsida, Malvales, Dipterocarpaceae. The record is from the annotation of a GenBank genome assembly.
GCCUUAUUGUAUUAUAACUAUAACAUUUUUGCUAUAGUAUGCUAGUGAUCUACAAGAAUCAACAAGAACAACAACCUCGGGUGGUUGAUCUUAUUGGGAUACCCUGUGUGUUUGAUACGAUUGGAAGAAUCCACUUGGCUAGAGCCUUGCUACAGAACUUCACAAUGAGUAUCGUUGGUAUCAUAACAAGCAUUCUUCCAAAGAAAGCUGAGACGGAGAUUUGGGUGGUGAGGAUGCGUGGAACUCCUUCAGCCCAUGAUGGAACUGAGAGGUUCUUAGGAUUUCCAGACGAGAUCAAACAAUUUGGAAGCUGCAACCGCAGAUUUCCAGCUGAAAGCGCUCAGUGCUACAACCGUGGUGCAGGGGGUCUCUUUACGGUUUUGCUUCUAGCCUUGUGCUUUAGCGCCACCAGCGCAGUGGAUUCAAACACAAAUCUUAUCAUCUUGCGCCUUUUCCUCUACUUCUUCAGAUUUUUUGUUUUGACAAACAGAUCAUCAAUCUUCAGUGAGAAAAGAUCCUUGGCAGGCAGAAUAAAAGCAUUCUGCUUUGGGAAAAAGAAGAUUGAGUAGGUCUAGAUGAGUCUUUGUUUUAUGUUUGUCUUUGUUGCUACUCCUACUGCAGCAACUCUUAAGGUCACUCUGUCAUGCUUGAGUAGGUCCAGAUGAGUCUUUGUUUUUAAUUAUCUAUGUUUUAUGGUUAAUUGUAAGUGAACUUUAAUUUUAUGUUCACUUUGUUAUGCAACAGAAUUCUUCUGGGUGUCUAUAAUUUUUCUGAGUUCAUAGUUAAGAAAAUUGCUAUUUGAUG